AUGACCGACGUUAGAUUCCGUCGCUGGAAUAUCGUCGAGACGCACUGCGUCGUCACGCAGAAGGCGCCAGCAGGUGCCAAGUUUGUCAACAACUACCGGGUGCUGCAUACGCUGGGUCAAGGUCGGUUUGGCAAGGUGAAGCUCUGCGAAAGGGUUGCUCGAAACUGCAGAACCGCCGACACUUCUCGACGAAACGACGUCCAGGCUGUGCGUACAAGUGCUGAAGACGGCGACAAUGCAGCAUCGUCCCUUCCUCCACGGACAUUUGCACCGUCUAUGAAGCGUCAAUUUGCACUAAAGAUUUACUCCAAGACGACGCUGCGUCGACUGAAGGAGUACUGUGCGAAGCCUGCAGUGGAUCAGCUCGAAGAAGGUCAAACCUGUGGCCUGAACGAAGCUGCAGCGCCUUGUAGGAUGCAGACGAUCACGGCUUUUGAUCGAGUGCGCGAUGAAAUCGCGAUCAUGCGGUCGCUCUACCAUCGCAACAUUGUAUUGCUGUUUGAGGUGAUUGAGGCAGAUGAUAGCGACAAACUCUACCUGGUACUUGAGUACAUGGCGUGCGGUCCAUGCAUGGUCUAUCGACCGGCUACCAAGGACUUUUAUAGCCCCGUUACGGGUGGUACGCUGUCGGAAGAGCUGGCACGGAGUUACGUGUCAGAUAUCCUGCUUGGUCUGCAGUACUUGCAUGACCGACGAAUCUGCCAUCGCGACAUCAAGCCGGAAAACGUGUUACUGAAUGGUGCAGGCCGCUGUCAUAUAUCCGAUUUUGGCUGUGCAAGAGCAUUCGGUGACAUCGGGGAAGAUGGUGUGUUGGGAGUUGCACGUCCGAAUGCCGCACCCGUGUUGCUGUCGGACACAGUAGGCACGUAUCAGUUCUUGGCGCCGGAGUGUUGUUCAGGUGAAGCUUACGACCCAUUCAAGGCAGAUAUCUGGGCUGUCGGUAUCGUCCUCUACAUUUUCAUGUUCGGGAGACUACCAUUUCGAUCGGAGAGCACGCGAGACCUGUUUGAAGAGAUUGCUCGCGGGACGAUAGUAGUGCCUGGCACAGCAGAGUCUGUCCGAGAGCUACCACUCAGCCACGAGGGCCAAGACUUGCUGUACUGUUUACUCGAAAAGAAUCCCGAACAGCGGAUAUCGACUGCGGAUGCGCUGUGCCACCCGUGGUUUAUGCAUGGUGAUGAACCCCUUUCGUUCUGA
Messenger RNA from Peronospora matthiolae, 1197 nucleotides. Lineage: Eukaryota; Oomycota; Peronosporomycetes; Peronosporales; Peronosporaceae. The record is from the annotation of a GenBank genome assembly.